Chroicocephalus ridibundus (black-headed gull) is the source of this 2823-nucleotide messenger RNA. RefSeq names its product carnitine O-octanoyltransferase (gene CROT). Gene Ontology annotation, molecular function: carnitine O-octanoyltransferase activity. Lineage: Eukaryota; Metazoa; Chordata; Aves; Charadriiformes; Laridae. The record is from RefSeq and is a predicted model, not a curated record. Gene Ontology annotation, cellular component: peroxisome. The transcript is spliced from 17 exons. The coding region runs from base 152 to 1990 and encodes 612 amino acids.
UCUCUCUGCUCCCGCCCCCGAAGCCCCGCAAAGACACGGCCGCCGCCGCCCCGCCCGGCUUCCGGGGCUCGCCUAGAAGUGGGGCAGAGGUGAAGGCAGGCAGCGAGCCGGCUGAGGCGGCGGCGGGCCCGUCCCGACCAGGAUCUGCAUCAUGGAAAAGCAAGUGCUCGAAUCCUCUGAGGAGCGAACGUUUCAGUACCAGGAUUCUCUGCCUUCCCUGCCCGUGCCUCCCCUUGAGGAAUCUUUAAGUAAAUACCUUGAUGCAGUGAAGCCAUUUCUAAAUCAAGAAGAGUAUCAAAGAACUGAAGAUAUAGUUAAAAAAUUUGAAAAUGGGAUUGGGAAAGAGUUGCAUCAGAAAUUACUGGAAAGAGCUAAGACGAGAAGGAACUGGCUGGAGGACUGGUGGCUGAAUGUGGCUUAUCUUGAUCUUCGCAUAGCAACGCAAAUACACUGCAAUAUGGGAGGCCCUGGUCCCUUUAUUGAACACUGCUGGCCAGCAAAAGAGGGGACUCAGAUAGAAAGAGCAUCUAUAAAUUUAUGGCACACCCUGAAAUUCUGGGAUCUAUUACGAGCAGAGAAGGUGGCUAUAGAGAGAUCUAGGGAUGAUGUUCUGGACAUGAACCAAUUUCGAAUGCUCUUCUGCACUUGCAAAAUUCCUGGAGUUACCAGAGACUCGAUCAGCAGUUAUUUUAAAACCGAGACUGAAGGUGAAUGCCCAUCUCACCUAAUAGUCCUGUGUCGAGGUCGAGUGUUUGCGUUUGAUACUAUACAUGAAGGCAAUAUGGUGACUCCUCCAGAGAUUUUCAGGCAACUUACUUAUAUACAGAAAAGAUGCCAUAGUGAACCAGAUGGACCAGGACUGGCAGCCUUAACAAGCAACGAAAGGACAAAAUGGGCCGAGUUACGUGAAUACUUGAUUGAUCUCGAUCCAAAGAACUUAACUCUCCUGGAAAAAAUUCAGAGAAGUUUGUUUGUGGUCUGCCUUGAUGAUUCGAGUCCCCAUGCGACUCCUGAGGACUACACUGAGGUUACAAGGCUGGGGCUAACAGGUGAUCCGACUGUACGCUGGGGAGAUAAAUCCUACAAUAGCAUAUUCUUUUCCAAUGGAACCUGUAGCGCGUUCUGUGAUCAUUCUCCUUUUGAUGCCAUGGCUUUAAUUAGCAUGUUAGCUUAUGCCGAAAAGAAGAUUCUUGAAAAUGAAGGAAAAUGGAAGGGAUCAGAUAAAGUGAGGGAUAUUCCUUGGCCAGAGGAACUUGUAUUCACAGUGGAUCAAAAAAUUAUAAGUGAAAUUGGACGUACUAAAGAACUAUAUUACGAAAAGGUAUCUGACUUGCAGCUAGUGAAUUAUGCCUUCACAUCCUUCGGCAAAGCAUUGAUUAGAAAGAAGAAACUUCAUCCUGAUACAUUUGUGCAGCUUGCCCUUCAGCUGGGUUAUUACAAAUGCCAUGGACGCCCAGGCUGCUGUUACGAAACUGCCAUGACGAGGCGUUUCUAUCAUGGCCGCACAGAGACCGUAAGAUCGUGUACUAUGGAAGCAGUGGAGUGGUGCAAGUCCAUGCUGGAUCCUUCUAGCAGUACUUAUGAACGACUACAGCUGAUGCAUAAGGCAUUUGCAAAGCACAAUAAAAUGAGGAAAGACUGUGAGAAUGGCAAAGGAUUUGAUCGUCAUCUUCUGGGUCUCCUACUCAUAGCACAGGAGCAAGGACUGCCAGUGCCAGAACUUUAUGUGGAUAAUGCCUUCACAGCUAGUGGAGGAGGUGGGAAUUUUGUUCUUUCAACUAGUCUGACUGGCUAUACCAGACUUACUGGAUCUGCACUCCCUAUGGUACAACAUGGCUAUGGCUUUUUUUAUUCAAUCAGAGAUGACAGGAUCCUUGUUGCCUGUUCUUCUUGGAAAUCGUGUCCAGAGACGGACGCAGAAGUGCUGUGUAGAACUGUGUUCCAGUGUUUCCAGGACAUGCUACAGUUAACAGUUGCAGCUCAGCUGUAGGGUUGAUAAUGACGUCAAAGCCGUUGGAAGUUCACAAGUUCUAUGUAGUACUUAUAAAUGAAAUGCUACUCAAGAGUACUCUUAUCUUCAAGUUACGACAUUUAGUGAUCUAUGUGAAGUCUGCCUGUUUCUAUGGGAUUUACUGUGGUAACGGUACCCAUUUAAGAGUAAUGUAGCCAUUUGCAACAACAAUGCAAGCAGUAGUACCUUAUCUGUGUAGAACUAUGCAAUAUUAAAAUAUGCCUCAACAAUGCAAACGUACGUGAGAGAUGGGGUGUUAGAAGUGGAGAAUUUAUGGGAGAUUUGUAUUUAUGAUCUUAGUGGUAAUAUGUAGAAUACUUUGUAGUUUACUGAUACUGUUUAUGCCAGCGGAGCACUUAACUGCAUACUUAAGAGUAACCACACUAUCCUCUUAGGUGAUUAUGCUUCCUAUCCAUAGUGGUUUAUGAAGUAGAAGGGCUGCCUCCAUCAGGCUGUAUGUUAUUUUGUAAGUUAUCUUUCACUUUUGGCAUUGGGAUUAUACCAAAUAAAUGUUGUAUCCGUGAAUGGGGAUGUUUCCACUGCGCUUGUUGUAUGAGAGCACUACAAUCUGAAGUACUUUCGUAAAGGAGCUCUCAAAAAUAAAGACAGAAAGCAGUAUAUGAGUUCCAGAUUCCUCAGAGUUUUCAUCUUCUAGUGAACUGUGAAUAUCUGCUGCUUUACACCAAUAAUCACACUAUAAAAGUAAGCACUGAAUGCAGUUUGAUACAAUUCUCAGGAUUUUAAGACUUGAUUCUUCUGUUUGAGCAGCUUUGUAUUUUCCUGUCAUAGAAAUAAAAUUCUUCUAAAAAUCA